Messenger RNA from Erythranthe guttata (spotted monkey flower), 811 nucleotides. The record is from RefSeq and is a predicted model, not a curated record. Lineage: Eukaryota; Viridiplantae; Streptophyta; Magnoliopsida; Lamiales; Phrymaceae.
AUGCUAGAGGCUGAGAGGAAAGAUCUUAUGAGUGACUCUACGUUAUCGCCAUUAGACAUGAAUGGAGAUCAACAAAACCCUGCUCCCCUUGAUAUAACGACUAAUAACAUGGUGAGAAUAGAUCAUGUUGCAGCAGCUUUAUCAAGGACCUACAAAUCGUCAGUCGUCGACACUAUUCAAUCUCUGCCCCAACAUCAGCAGAUCAUACUUUGUUCUGCUGUGAAGCUUUUCCGAGGGGGAAAGAAGGAUACAACCAUCGGCGAGUUGAACAAAAGUUACACGGAUGUAUGUAAAUCGGCUUCAAUCCCUCCAGUUGUUAUCUCCGAACUGUUAAGUAUGUGUCAGGUGCUAGAUGACCAGGGAAUUCUUAAACUAGGACAAGCACGAGAUGAUAAACUAAAAAGAGUAACGCUAAAGAUAGAUGGAGCAGACAUUGUUUUUGCACUGCAGGGAGUUCGUUUCUUCCGAAACUGUCUGGAAUGAUUUUCCGUAAGAAGAAGAAUCAUGAUUCUUAUCUGGUUAAUUCUCCGCUACAAACCAAAGUGAAAAGAGACCACAUGGAAUACUUACAAUGUUCGAGUCUGUGGUCGACAAAACAGUCAAUACUUCUCUCUUGUAGUCAUCUCAAUAGUAGAGCCGAGCCAGAUGCUGUGGAUAAUCGGACAAUAAGCUCUUGCAGGAGAAUGAAUAUGUCAACUUUCUGGCAGUGGAAUACAAAAAGAAAAGGCAAACUGUAUAGUUUUUCUGUCUUUAAACGGGUUGCCAUUUUUAUAAACGAUUAUCCGACAUUAUAAUUUGUUUAAUUAUUUGA